AUGAGAGCCUCCAACACGUUAUCAAUAAUCAGACCAGUCACUGGGUCCCUCUCAGGGAAGGUAAAUCUUCCCUGCUUCUUCUCCACCAUCCCGACCUCAGCACCUGUCAUCAGUCCCAAUGGAACAGCCAUGUAUAGCAGAGAUUACUUGCGGAUCAAAUGGACCAAAAUAGAGGGAAACGUAGAAUCCACAGUGCUGGUGGCACAAAAUGGGGUCAUCAAGAUAGGUUCCAGCUACAGGAACCGUGUGUCAGUGCCCAGUCACCCUGAGGAUGUCGGUGACGCCUCACUGACGAUGGUCAAGCUGCGUGCCAGUGAUGCGGGCACGUAUCGCUGUGAGGUUAUGUAUGGCAUUGAAGACACCCAGGAUACAGUUAACCUUAAUGUCAACGGUGUUGUCUUUCACUACCGGGCAAGCACCAACAGGUACACACUGGACUACCAGAACGCUGUCAGAACCUGCCAAAAUAUUGGAGCAACCAUUGCUACAUACGACCAACUGAAAGCAGCCUAUGAGGAUGGCUUUGACCAAUGUGAUGCCGGCUGGAUUGCUGACCAGACAGUGAGGUACCCAAUUACAAAGCCAAGGAAUGGCUGCUAUGGCAACCUACAGACUAAACCUGGCAUUAGGUCAUAUGGAACCAGGAAACCAACGGAGACCUAUGAUGUAUACUGUUACGUAGAUAAACUUAAUGGUGAAGUGUACUAUGCUCCUGUGACCCGUAAGAUGACUCUUGAGGAGGCCCGUGAAGAGUGCCAGAAGAUGAAUGCUGUUUUGGCAACCCCUGGCCAGCUCCAUGCUGCCUGGCGACAAGGCCUGGACAGAUGCGACUAUGGCUGGCUCUCCGAUGGCAGUGUACGACAUCCUGUUGCAGUACCCAAAUUGCAGUGUGGGGGAGGUCUUCUCGGCGUCAGGACCAUGUAUCGCUACAGGAACCAGACUGGCUUCCCAGAACCAACUAAGAAGCUUGGGGCUUACUGUUUUAAAGGAAGGAGAGAGGUGAUCAACCAGACUUCCUUCGUGGAUGUGUCUGUGAUAGGAACCACCACCGUCCCUUUACUGGAGAGUAGCACGACUACGCUUAGCCCAACAUUGGAAAGUGUAUCAGAGGCAGCUGAAUCUCCAGACUCUCUUGUCCCUUCGAAUGCCCCAUCUAUGUUCUCUACCAGUAUGGCUCCACCUCGCUCCCCUCCAGCAGGCCAAGAAGAAGAGUUAAUCACCACAGUCGCACCCACCAUCAAAGAUGAAGAGGAGGAAACUGAUGACAUAACAGCAGCACCAGAAUCAGAACCCCAACACACAACAGAAAGUACUGAUACCACAGAAUCAGUGUCUGAGUCCGUCGAGGAACCAGACGAUCACUCAGUGAUUGAGAUCAGCACGAUCCAACCUGAUGUCCCCAUACCAGAGGCCUCUCUCAACACAGAGGCCAUGUUUGCUGAGGGAAAGACUGAGGAAACCAUUCUUGAUGCUGACAUCACCGCAACGAUGACCUCUGACCUCACCGACACUCCAACAGAAUCAACCGAUUGGUCGACACCCUCACCCACUGGGCUUCAUUCAACAACACCAUUCCCAGAUUAUUUUUUUAACGUGGAUGAGAUGGAGACUUCUUUUGCUGUAGAGGGACCUCCUCCUACUCAGCCACCCCAACAGGACUCCACAUCCAGCCCAUUAGACAGCACUAGUAUUAUUGAUGGAACAACAGUCGUUCCCAUGGAUACCACCUUUAUGUUUAACACCCAACCCGGCAAAGAGGUGAGCCACCAGACAGGACGACCAGAGACAACACAAACCACACCGCAAACGCAGGAUGCAGAAACACCAGCCGUCGUCUCCAUGGAAAAGACCACACCCGCACCUGCGACGUCCGCCGGCAUCCCGAUCGACAGUGGAACCUCAACGGAAGAUGUGACAUCAUUAAUGAGUGUUUUUGAUGAGUCCACCACUCGGAUGCCGGAGCACAGCGGUGACACCCAGACAGAGGAGAACGCAGCGCCAGAUGUUGACAGAGAGUUUUUUACAUCCGCUCCCAUGGCUUCAGCUGUGGCCGACACGACCACCACUCCAGGCACAGCGGCCGCUGCUGAGUCCAUCCAAGUGACCACUGUCAUGCAGAUGCAGAAUGUGUCAGUUGACCAGGUUCUGCAGCCACAAGAUUCUCAGUCUCCUGCCAUACCAGUUGUGCCUGACCAUCCCACCCCUUCCAUAGCCGAUGGUGAGCCCAUCCAGCAGAGUGAGGACCCAGACCUUUUCCCUCAAGCUGCUGAACCAGCAGUUGGUGACAUCACUGACAGCACACAACCCACUUACCGCGCUGAGAAAACAACAACGUUGUAUGAAGGGACACAAAAACCAGCAGCUUCAUCACAACCGAGCACAGCUGCUACUGCUGGUGUGGCAGAGACAAUCUCAUUAAAAACCUCUACAGAUGGAGAAAGCUCAGAUGAAGAGAGCUCAGGAGAACAGACGACUGUGAUGUCUGGCAAAGACACUGCAGCUCCUACAGGUUCAUCGUUGUUUAGCACUGAGAAACCAACAGUACUGCCAGUUGUGGAACUAGACAGCACCGUCACAGAUCAGACAGAAAGGCCCUCAGUUUCUCCUGUUACUGAUGCGACAGAAAAAUCUUCUGCCUCCACUCCAGGAGAUGAAGAAAGCUCAGGCUCCCAAACCCCAGACAUGUUCUCUUCAACCUCCUCUGUCACAGCUACAGCUUCAUCAUUAUUCAGCACUGAGGCACCAAUAGCAGCUCCUACUGUAUCCUCAUUGUUUAGCACUGAGAAGCCAUCAGCACUGCCAGUUGAGGAACAGGACAGUGCUGUCACAGAUCAGACUGAAAAAUCUUCUGUCAUCACUCCAGUGGAUGAAGAAGGCUCAGGUUCCCAAACCCCAGACAUGUUCUCUUCAACCUCCUCUGUCACUGCUACAGCUUCAUCAUUAUUCAGCACUGAGUCACCAACAGCAAUGUCUCCUGGAACAGCAAAAGGUCUUGAAACAGAUGAAACAAAAAUGCCAUCACUUAGAGUAGAACCAUCAGUUUCCUCUAUCUCUGAUGAGACACUAACAAGCUCAAUAACAGUGAUUCCAAGUUUGGCUUCUGUUGUAUCAUCUACUCUAUCAGACACUGAUGAAGAAGAUAUUAGCAGUGAGACUACAAUGGUGGAGUCCACUCCAUCAAUCAGUGGAUCAACUGCUAAACCUGAAACAUCAUCUUUCUUCAUCACCAAAGAUACAGGGGGUUCUGGAAACAUCAUCACUGAGUUCACUGAAGAGUCCGUUUUUACUACAACUACUUUGUCGCCAUCAGUCACAGCAUCACAGGAAUCUGAAAUAAGUGACACUUCAAUAACUGGUAUUACUGCAGCUUCAUCUCUCUACAGUACUGAGAAACCAACAUCAGUGGCACCUGAAACACCAGAGACUGUUACCACAAGUCAGACAAAGGAAGAUUCAGUAACAUCAGAGGAAAGUUCUGCUUUCCCAACCACAGAUGAAGAGAGCUCAGGAGAACAGACAACUGUGAUGUCCAGCAAAGACACUGCAGCUCCUACAGGUUCAUCAUUGUUUAGUACUGAGAAACCGACAGCACUGCCAGUUGUGGAACUAGACAGCACCGUCACAGAUCAGACAGAAAAAUCUUCUGCCUCCACUCCAGGAGAUGAAGAAGGCUCAGGUUCCCAAACCCCAGACAUGUUCUCUUCAACCUCCUCUGUCACAGCUACAGCUUCAUCAUUAUUCAGCACUGAGGCACCAACAGCAAUGUCUCCUGGAACAGCAAAAGGUCUUGAAACAGAUGAAACAAAAAUGCCAUCACUUAGAGUAGAACCAUCAGUUUCCUCAAUCUAUGAUGAGACACUAACAAGCUCAAUAACAGUGAUUCCAAGUUUGGCUUCUGUUGUAUCAUCUACUCUAUCAGACGCUGAUGAAGAAGAUAUUAGCAGUGAGACUACAAUGGUGGAGUCCACUCCAUCAAUCAGUGGAUCAACUGCUAAACCUGAAACAUCAUCUUUCUUCAUCACCACAGAUACAGAGGGUUCUGGAAACAUCAUCACUGAGUUCACUGAAGAGUCCGUUUUUACUACAACUACUUUGUCUUCAAGGUUGAGCAAAGAGUCGACAUCAGUCACAGCAUCACAGGAAUCUGAAAUAAGUGAUACUUCAACAAUUGGUGUUACUGCAGCUUCAUCCCUCUACAGUACUGAGAAACCAACAUCAGUGUCACCUGAAACACCAGAGACUGUUACCACAAGUCAGACAAAGGAAGAUUCAGUAACACCAGAGGAAAGUUCUGCUUUCCCAACCACAGAUGAAGAGAGCUCAGGAGAACAGACGACUGUGAUGUCCAGCAAAGACACUGCAGCUCCUACAGGUUCAUCGUUGUUUAGCACUGAGAAACCAACAGCACUGCCAGGUGAGGAACAAGACAGCACCGUCACAGAUCAGACAGAAAGGCCCUCAGUUUCUCCUGUUACUGAUGAGACAGAAAAAUCUUCUACCUCCACUCCAGGAGAUGAAGAAGGCUCAGGCUCCCAAACCCCAGACAUGUUCUCUUCAACCUCCUCUGUCACAGCUACAGCUUCAUCAUUAUUCAGCACUGAGGCACCAAUAGCAGCUCCUACUGUAUCCUCAUUGUUUAGCACUGAGAAGCCAACAGCACUGCCAGUUGUGGAACUAGACAGUACUGUCACAGAUCAGACUGAAAAAUCUUCUGCCUCCACUCCAGGAGAUGAAGAAGGCUCAGGCUCCCAAACCCCAGACAUGUUCUCUUCAACCUCCUCUGUCACUGCUACAGCUUCAUCAUUAUUCAGCACUGAGGCACCAAUAGCAGCUCCUACUGUAUCCUCAUUGUUUAGCACUGAGAAGCCAACAGCACUGCCAGUUGUGGAACCUGACAGCACCGUCACAGAUCAGACAGAAAAAUCUUCUGCCUCCACUCCAGGAGAUGAAGAAGGCUCAGGUUCCCAAACCCCAGACAUGUUCACUUCAACAUCCUCUGUCACAGCUACAGCUUCAUCAUUAUUCAGCACUGAGGCACCAACAGCAAUGUCUCCUGGAACACCAAAAGGUCUUGAAACAGAUGAAACAAAAAUGCCAUCAAUUAGAGUAGAACCAUCAGUUUCCUCUAUCUCUGAUGAGACACUAACAAGCUCAAUAACAGUGAUUCCAAGUUUGGCUUCUGUUGUAUCAUCUACUCUAUCAGACACUGAUGAAGAAGAUAUUAGCAGUGAGACUACAAUGGUGGAGUCCACUCCAUCAAUCAGUGGAUCAACUGCUAAACCUGAAACAUCAUCUUUCUUCAUCACCACAGAUACAGAGGGUUCUGGAAACAUCAUCACUGAGUUCACUGAAGAGUCAGUUUUUACUACAACUACUUUGUCGUCAUCAGUCACAGCAUCACAGGAAUCUGAAAAAAGUGACACUUCAGCAACUGGUAUUACUGCAGCUUCAUCCCUCUACAGCACAAGUCAGACAAUGGAAGCAUCAGUAACACCUGAGCAGUCAACAUCAGACAUUACAAUUACACGGCAACCUCCAAAGCAAUUAAGCACAGAAAUAACAUCAGCCAUCCCAAUAAUUGAUGAAUUUGAGACUAGUUCUGCAAUUACUAUUACAGAAGACGACAUCUCAACAAGCCAAACAACUGAAAUUUUUACAGAGGAAACAUCUGCCCUCUCUUUGUUGUCAUCUACAGACCAAAUAGUGGAACCAAGCAACCACUCACCUAUAGUGAUUGACAGCUCGCACGAAACAGCUGCUACAUCUCCAAGCUCCACAAGGCCAUCCAUUCCUAUCAUAGAUGAAACUGAAUUUAUUCAUCAAACCCCUGAUUUUACCGACAAAGUUGCAGGUCAAACAUCCCCCACCGUCUCUUCAGUGUUCAGCACAGAAAAACCAACAGUAACAACAGCAUCACUUGCAACUGGAACAAGCUCAUUAUCUACUGUUAUUACACCUUCUUCUUUGUACAGUACUGAGAAAUCAAUUUCUUCUGAUACAGAAAAGCCCACAUCAACUCCUGAGACACACUCUGUGAUCACAACUACCACUGAGGAGAGCACCAGAAGUCCAACCCCUGAUAAUAUGUUCACCAAGGAACCUGAAACACUAACAGCAGUUUCAGCUAGCAUCUUGCAUGAAGAGGGCUCUGGGGUGCAAACCCCUGAUAUGUACCCAAGUGUUGCACCCUCAGUACAGCCCGAUGAGGAGGUGGACCACAGCAUCAGCACAGACUCCACAUUAGUUGAAACCUUACCUUCUUUUGUGAGAACAACUGUUAAACCUACCAUCACUGCUUUUACCACAGACACAAGGUCAUUAUUCACUGAUGAAGACGGCUCAGGUGAUGUUUCCACCACUCCUGUGUCUUCCAUGUUCAGUACCGAGACACCAGAAGUGUUUGAAGAACCUACCAAGAGCACUGCGACGGAUGAAACAUCUGUUACAAAGGUUCUCACAGAAGAAACAAGUACAGCCACCACAGUGUCUUCAGUGAUUAGCACUGAGAAGCCAUUAUUGACAACAGCAUUCCCUGAAACGGAAACAACUGAAGCUUUACAAUCUCAUGCAACCAUAGCCUCUUCUCACCACAGUACUGAGAAACCAACAUCUGUGCCACCAACCGACAGCACAUCACAGCCUGGUGUUGAAUCAUCAACCCAACCCUCACCACAGUUCAUGACAGAGCAGUCUACAAAUGCUAUCCAAUCUUCUGUCUCCUCCAGCUUAUCUCCCACAAUUGAAUUUUUCUUUACUGAUGUAGAGAGGUCAGGAGAUGACAUAUCUUCAUCCAAAGAUGAAACUGCCCUGGAAACACCAACAGCAGCCGAGCAGCCCUCAGUGGAACAAACAUCCUUAACAACAACCACAUCAUUUAGACCAUUAAUCACACCCACAUUUGUUGAGGAAAAAAGUGACAGAGAGCAUACAACUGUCACAACAAGUCCCUAUACACUUGAAACAUCUCAACCCAUGGCAAUCCCCAGUGUCACUGUGUUUACCUCGAAGGAAACCUCUACUUACAUUGACAUGGAGAGCUCUGGUGAAGAGGAUGACUUGGAGUCAAGUCCAGACGGCUCUGGUUCAGAGCCAUCCACUGAGACUACCACAAAACCCCUGACUGAAUUUACUGUGGCUACAGAUGAGACUGAAAUAGAGACUGAGAGCACAUCCGGCAAGACAAGUUUUACAUCCUCAGAUCCCUCCAGCACACAGCCUGCCAAGCAAUUUAUGUCAUCAACCCAACCGCCACAUAUGACAAGCACUGAGAAUUACAUUACUGAGCCGGGCAGUGGAUUCCUCACAGAUGACUCUGGUGAUGAGGAUGAGGAUUCAGGUAGUUACUUUUUUAAUGGGUCAACUACAUUUGUACCAGUCACAAACCCUCCUACAAUGUCCGUGACAGUAGCAGCUACAAAACAAAUCGCUGUGUCUUCUAGUGCUGUUGCUGUCACAGAGGAGAGCUCAACUGACCAAACAACAGAUAAGUCCACUGCCAUUACACAAAAACCUACUGGCACCGCAGCAUCUUCUCUUUACAGCACUGAAAAACCAACUGCAAUGCUUCUAGAAAUCCACACUCCAACCGUUCCAGGGAGCACAGUUGAUAUGUUCUCUCAGACGUCUUCAGUGUCAUCUUCAGCUGUUUAUAAUACAGAGUCUCCUGAUAGCACAAAGAGUACAGCCUCCUCCCUGUUCAGCACAGAGAAACCUACAAUGACACCAGCAUCUCGUGAAAGUGGAACAUCUGAUAUUCCAAGAUCUGCUCUAACUGCAGCUUCCUCUCUCUACAGCACCGAUAAGCCAAAUAUCACAACAGUAUUUAAUAUCACACCUGCCCAGUCAGCUGACAUGUCUCUCUCCACAACUGAUACAUCAAAACAAAGUCCAGAUUUUACUUUGACAGAGCAAGAAAGUUCUGGUGACCUAACUACUGAGAUGUUCACAUCAAAGCCACCAGCGAUUGAGAGUAUCACGUUUGGAGAAGUGACCGGUGAAAUGGAAACCUUCGUUUCAGUCACAACAACCUCUGAUGAACAGGUUUCCUCACAGGAGGGUGAAUUUGCUCCCGAUACCCCCAUCACUUCUGAAGCCACUGUGAAAGAUGAAGUUGCUGUAUCUGAGCACAUAAUGCAGUCUUCUUAUACAACUAUGUCCCCUCAUACAACUGGAGCCUCAGUUGGUGAUCACACUACAGUUGACUUCACUACAGUAAGCUCCAGCAGUGAACAUGAGCAAGAUGAAUUAACAUCAAUGUCCACCCCAAUUCCCUCCAUCAUAUAUCAUAGUGUUACAGACCAACAGGUUGUGAUCAUUACACCCAGUAGCAGCCGACCCAAGACUGACCUAAGUGAACAAACACCUACCAUGGUCUUGCAUGUGUCUCAACCAUCAACCAGCACAAGCACCAUAUUCACAGAGGAUGCAACAGAUGAAGAUGAGCUAUUCUCUGCAGUUACAGAGAGUAUGAAGGAAGGUACUCCUGUGCAUAUCACAAAAGAUGAUACCAUCAUUGAUGCAGAUGUUACCUCCAUAGUUCCCUCCUCUUCAUUUUACCCAACCAUCAAGACAGAGGAAGCUGGAGGCAUCACAGCCGUUACAAUGACACAAAAGUUGGAGGUAACAGAAGAAGCAGAAGGUUCAGGGACCGACAGUGACACCUUUUUUACUCCUACACCAGUAACGUUACAAGCUACCUCAGCCACUGAUUUGACAUCAGCGUCAACAUCUUCUGAAUAUUCACAGUCCACUUCAAAACCAUCACCUAUGCAAGGAGUUUCUACUGAAGAGAUGGUCACAUCGUCACCACAUGCCACCCCAGCUACCACCGUGUCCACAAAAUCAAGCUCUGAUGAAACAUAUGAUUCAACCACACCACAUACAGUUUUCCCUAUCGAGAUUCACACCAAACCAGUUCCAGAGCUGGUGAAGGAUGAUUUAUCAGGUGAAGGCACCACUGAUAAAGUCGCUGAGUCUAUCACUGAGAUCUCCACAUCCUCGUCUUUGCCAUCUCAAGCCUUAACUGAAACAACAGACUCCAGCUCUGUCACUCCAGUAUCCAGUGAGGAAUAUAUGGGCACUACAGAUGAAAUAGAAAAACCCAUGACCCCAUCACCCACAGCCAUAAUGGCCACAAGUCCUGACACAGCUGAUGAGACCAAAGGUUCCACACAAGCCACUGUGCCUUCAGUCACUGUCACAUCACACACACUAGUGUCCACUGAACCUGGCACAGUGAAACAAACCAGUGAAAUAACUGAUGACGAAUAUUCAGGUGAGGAUUCUGAAGAAGGCUCUACAUUGUAUAAUUCAGAGGCAACUUCAGCGUUCUCUGUGGAUGGAUGGAGCGCAUCUGAAAAGCCAGUGAAAGCUACAGCCUCCUCACUGUUCAGCACUGAGAAACCAACUGUUGCCCCUGACACAGGAGAUACAAAUGAGGAGUUUUCAGGUGGCCCAAACCAAAGUAUGUCCACUGAGGUUGUAAUUACAACAGUUAAGGCCGAGAAAAUCUCACCAACCUCACCUAGAGGUACCAUAGGAGAGGUCGCAAAGUCACCAACAAGUGCUUCCUUGUCCAUCGAUAGCACAGUGAAACCGUCUGUCACUUCUGCGUCAGACAUUAAUGAUACUGACACCUCAAGUGGUCAAACAUCUGGUAUACUGACAGCUUCAACAGUGAAGGCCGAACCAACAACAAUUUCAGUUACAUCACCUGAAGCUGGCACUGGGGAGACUGAAAUAGCAGUAUCAGGUUCUGCUUCCAGUCUUUAUAGCACCGAGAAGCCAACUGUCACAUCCUCUCCUGAUGUUGGAUCAGAUGAUCACACUCAUGUGACAGAGCCCUUGACACACACAGCUGCUCCUCUUCAUAGUACAAUAAAAAUGGAACAAAUAGUAUCCACAACAACAUUAUCUCCUCCCUACAGCUCUGAUACAUAUUCAGUGGCAAGUAUCACAGAUGUUCCAGAUGUGGUGAGCUCUGAGGUUGAGAUUGCAGAUGCCACAACUGCAUCACCUAUGACAGUGACAUCUGAGAGUGAAAAGACUGUAGCCACUCCUGUGUUCAGCACAGAGAAACCAAUCACAGUGACCCAAGAGGAUAAAACUCAAAUGAAUGAGAUAACCACAGAGGCAAAGACAGCGUCAUCAUCAGAAACAGUUUCCCCCUCUACCAAUGGAGCAACAUCAACCCCAGCACGCGAAGAGAGCACAAGUGACCAAAUCAACUUUAUGUCCACAGAAGAAUCAGUUUCUACAUCCACAGUUUCUUCUCUACAAAGCACUUCAAAGCCUGACGUGAUGGUUCAGUUUGUCACCACUUUUGUCCCAGAACCAGAAACAACACAACCUGAGGUGUCCUUCCAACAGGCAAGGUCUGAGAUUGCAUUCACUCAUCAUCCCCACACUGACAUUUCCUCUGAGAAAACUGUGUUGGCCACAACUAGCCCAAUGUUGCCCAGUGAGGAAUCAGGCCAGCACUCUGAACCUAGUGAUGUGACUCCCCAGAUUGGAGUUACCACCACAUCGCUGAAAGAUAAGACGGAUGAAGCACCAAGCCGAGCACCUGUAGCCAAAGAAGUUUCAACUGACACUGAAGGCAGCUCAGAUAAAGACAGUAAAGUCCAGGAAACAUCGACCUAUGCUGUGAUGACCUCGCCUCCUACAGAUGAAAUAGAAGACUCUAAAGGGACCGAGUCGGCUGGGGUUGAAUCCAUAACUCAAAAACCAGCAACUGAGAAAUCUGCAAAACCUGAAGAAGAAACUGCAGCUGACAAGACAGCAACUUCUGCAGAGUCAAGCUCAGUGGAAACAUCAGAGAGUUCAAUUGAACAAACUCUAGAGGAAACAAAAGAGCGUCUGUCCCCAACUGGGUCUUCACUGUUCAGCACUGAGACUCCAUCUGUGGCUUCCAUAUCAGAUGUGACUGAUCAAGAGGGUUCUGGAGAGACAUCAACAGCAUCACUCAUAAUGGUGACAGGAGAGAGUGAACAGACUGCCACUCCUCCCUCCUCCACUGUGAAAUCAACUGCAGUGUCACUUGAGAUAGACACUUCAACAGAUAAAGAGGGCUCAAGUUAUGAGACAUCAGAGACUGAGGAGAUCUCUGUAUCAACAGAAACGAGUAUUAUCAUUUUACCAGAAGAAAGUUCUGGCAAAGGGACAUCUGAUAUCUCUGAUUCUGACUCUGUCACUGUAACUGUUUCAUCCCUGUCCAGUACGGUUAAGAUGGAUAGUAUCACCAGUACUUUAACACACACACAAACCGAUAAACCAGAAUCAUCUACAUAUGAACAAAGCUCAGGUCACACGUCACCUGAGAACUUCAUCACUGAAGCAUAUGGAACACAAUCCCCUGCCGUGGCCAGCACUUUCGAGUCAACAGAGACUUCUCUUGAGUCAGGGUCAACAGAUUCUGAAAAAGAGGAGACACAGGAUUCAGACCCAAUAAGUACGCAUCAACCCACUGGUGUUACACAUGCCGCAGAAACCUCUACAAGCUCAGACACUAAUGUAGUAUUCACCACACACUCAGCUGUUCUUUCAACAUCAGCAUCUUCACAGCUUGAUGUUUUGGUCCAGUUUGCCACAACAGUUUCUCCUUUACAGGCCCUAACAACUCCUGAAGAAUCAUUUGAACAAGUCAAGUCGGAGAUGACACUAACACACCGCCCUGACACAGAUCUUUCCUCUCAGGAUGUGUCACUGACCACAACUCACCCUAGUUUUGCAAGUCAUGCAAUAAGUCAGAUUACAGAAUCAACUACUGUGCCUGCUGCCGCUUCUUCAGUGACUGAAGGUGUAUCUGCUUCAGCUGAAGAUGGGCCGGUUGAACCCACUCUUGAACAGGUUUCGAGUGGUGCAAAGAUUGAAUCAUCCCCAGAUACAACUGUCCAAACAGCACCUCUUCCAGAUUAUGACUAUUUGCCCCCAGAUUAUGAAGGACCUGGCUACAUGGUUUACGCAGUUCCAGAACACAAUGAAACUACAGCACCAGAAAAAGUAGCUGUGUUCAUGACUGCACCUCCAGCUGUUUCUCAAACAUCUGAGAGUAAGCCUGUUGACUCAGUGAGCAGCACUGAAAGUAGCUCAAAAGAAAAGGCCACUCAGUCACCUGUAGAAGCAGUAGCUAUCACUGUCAUGCCUUCUGCACCAGCUCCCUUCAGUGCAUCUGGUUCUGAGAGUGGUUCAGAAAGCAUCAGCAGCUCAGAGGAAAGCAUGACCACAGAAAGCACUGUUAAGAUGGGUGGUGAUGAGCUUGAGAGUAUCACCUUCUCGACUAAGUCACCCUCCAACUUUAGCACUGGGCCUGAAAGUGAGUCUGUCAGCUCUGACAGUGGGUCUGGAGAGUUGAUGACUACAAAGAAACCAAAGAUCUACGGUUUGGAACAACAGUCUCUGUCCUUAGAUGAAAUCCAGACUAUAUUCAAGGUAGAUGCUACCACAGAUUCAAAGGUGGAGACUGCUAGUGUUGAUAGCACCUCUGGGAAAGAGGAAGAUGUGGAUAAAAUAAAGGGAGAUGUCUCACCUCACACUGAAAUGCCCACAAGGACCUAUACAGACUUCACAACAGUGUCACCAGCUCAGACGCAAAGCCAGUCAGUGUUAGUUGAAUCUGUAGCUACCACUCCGCCAUCUUUCUCUGGUGGGGAUGAGAAAGUGGACAGUGACUUGACUGCCCAGCCAGAUGCAGGACUCGAUUUGGGACACACCAUUGUUGGCGAGACUGUUGAAAUUUCAGGAGUUUACUCAUGUACAGAGGACAUUUGUCUGAAUGGAGGAUCUUGCUACAAAACUGGCAGCAUCCAUACCUGUAGCUGUGCUCCUGGUUACAGUGGUGAUCGCUGUGAGACAGAUAUUGAUGAGUGCCAGUCAAACCCUUGUCGUAAUGGAGGUACAUGUGUUGACGGGAUAGCUUCCUUCACAUGUGUUUGCCUCCCAAGCUAUUCUGGGCUGUAUUGUGAGGAGGAUACAGAGGUAUGUGACUAUGGCUGGCAUAAAUUUCAGAGCCACUGCUACAAGUUCUUCCCCCACAGAAGAAACUGGGACACAGCAGAGAGAGAGUGCCGCAUGCAGGGGGCUCAUCUCACCAGCAUCCUCUCCCACGAGGAGCAACAGUUUGUCAAUCGUCUUGGACAGGACUACCAGUGGAUCGGCCUGAAUGAUAAGAUGUUUGACAGCGACUUCCGCUGGACUGACGGCAGCCCUAUGCAAUAUGAAAACUGGAGGCCCAACCAGCCUGACAGCUUCUUCUCUUCUGGCGAGGAUUGUGUAGUGAUGAUCUGGCAUGAGGACGGCCAGUGGAACGACGUUCCUUGCAACUAUCACCUCACUUUCACCUGCAAGAAGGGCACAGUGUCCUGUAGCCAGCCCCCUCUGGUGGAGAAUGCACGAACAUUUGGUAAGAAACGUGAGAGGUAUGAGAUCAACUCGCUGGUGAGGUACCAGUGCCAGACAGGCUUUAUUCAGAGGCACGUCCCAACUAUCCGUUGUCGUGGGAAUGGACGAUGGGAUAUCCCUAAAAUCACCUGCAUGAACCCAUCAAGCUAUCAGAGGACCUUUAUCAGAAGACAUCAACACAACAGUCUCUACAGCAUCAACAACUUCCAAAGAUGGCCAGAUGAGGCCAUCCGCUUUCACCAUCAGCGCUUCCGGGGAAGGAGAGACAGGACUGAACAUAGGAAGAAGAGACAGUGAUUGCCGUGUAAUAUGGCACAUCUUACCCGAGACAAGAACACAUGGCUGAUGCUUGUGUAGAAAGAGGAAAAGAAUUCUCACAGGAAAAGCACAAGAGAAAACUCAUCAAAGAAACCAAGAGGACAAUCUGCAGUUUUCUUGCAUUUUGGAUGACGAUGGAAUCUCAUGCAGUGCCUUUUUAAAGAGAUGUUGACACAUGACUUUUCUUAUCAAGGGGCACUGUUUUAUAUCAAUGCCAAUGUGGAUAAAAUACUUUCAGCUGGCUACUGGAAAAAGCAAAAAAAUAUUCUCAUCAUUCUGUUUUAAACUGCGGACUUUUUGUCUUUGUCCUUAGCUUAUCAAACAAUACAACCAUGUGCUAUUUAAAAUCACCAUAAGUGUAUGCAUAGAAAAAAAGCUUUUGUGAGAUUAUAGCGCUUAUGUUAUGUAAAGGAAUCAAUUAUGUCGUCGUGCUGUUUUAAGCUGGACUUCAUUUUAAUGAACAUGCAUACAUAUGCAUAUAUAUUUAAGGCCUCAAUCUUUAACUAUGUUUAUUCUUUAUCAAGAGGUUUGGCUUCUCAGAACACAAAUGGAAGCAUCAGUGGCAGUGAUUGAUAAUGCAAAGGACUCAUACAUUGGUAGAGUAUUAUUUCACAUGCAUAGAACUAUAAACUUUUAUAAAGACUCUAUCCUCAGUCUUCAAAUCUAAUCAGCAGAGGUACAAAUCAUAUUCUGAAACAUAGUGUCAUAGUUUUGCGAGUGGUAGUUAUUCAGAUUCCAGAUUAAUAAUACACCCAACUCUGGGGAAAUUGCACCAAAUUGCUCAGUUAACUGCUGGAGACCUUCUCUGUGGCGGCAGCUUUCAAAGCACCAAAUUACCACCUUUCAGUAUCUCCAGCCUUCACUGGAUGUCAUUGAUGUCUUGUCAAGAUAAAUGUCUAUUGAUAGAUUUCUAUAGAGAGAUUUUUUUUUUAAACUUAGUGAUAUUUCUUUUGAUUCUUUGCGAUUUAUUAUGAGAGAUCAAUUUCUAAGUACCUAUUGACAAAGCCUUUAUUCACUGAUGGAAAUCAAUGUCCAUCAUCUGCUUUAAAAUGAAAGAAGGGAAUUGUGGCUCAAGUAACUUGUAUUUUCUGCUCAUGUGUGUUCAGUGCAUAACUUACAAUUAGUUGCUACAGCAUGUUUACAAUAAUUUUAAUGCUGUUCAUAAUCAUACACCAAAGAGUCUGGCUCUCAUCUGUUGCUGAUGUCUAGCUUACAAUUGGUCUUUUUCUUUUCUUCUGCACACUUUAACUUUUCUGUCAUUGUGGUCAAUUGAAAUCAGCAGCUGAGAGAAUGUAUUUUGUGAGACACUCAAAAAGACUUGAACGUAAUGGCUUUUUAGGCAGAAACACAUUGAAUUUAUUUUCGAGCUGCUCUUGAUCUCCUUAGUGACAGGUAAAAUGCGAUGCUGUCACGUAGCCCAGCAGUGCUCUUCAUAUAUUUUUAUUGUACAUUCAACAGGAGACCAGCCACAAUCACAGACUGUCUAAAUGGGAUGCACUGAGGAUGAAACAUUUCCAAACAAUAUGAUGGAUUUAUACGUCUUUUUACAUCUUCAAUGCCAACAGUGGACCAAAGAAUAAGGAGGGCCCCAUCGGCUGCAAUAAUGUUGUUCUGUAAUAUUAACAAAAUAUUUGUACAUGUGGAUGGUUAUGUGUUUCUCCAGCCAUUUUUUUUUUAAAUGGAGAAAUGUUUUGUUUUGUCUGCCUGUGAAUGUCUGUGUGUGUGUGUUUCAGCCUUAAUGUGCACAUAAUAUCAUUUUAUAUUUAUAACAGUUUGUUUUUUUCAUUUUACAAUGUGAAUGUCUGGGAUGUUUGUGAAUUUUUUUUUAUUUUCAUUUUUUAAGAAAACCAAACUGUUUUUUUCUGCUUUACAUCACCAAAGAAAUAAAAUAAAUAUAUGGAUAUUAUA
Molecule: messenger RNA, 15624 nt
Organism: Seriola aureovittata
Lineage: Eukaryota; Metazoa; Chordata; Actinopteri; Carangiformes; Carangidae
Gene: vcana
Product: versican a
Exons: 16
Coding region: 1-13695 (4564 amino acids)
Biological process (GO): cell adhesion
Molecular function (GO): calcium ion binding; hyaluronic acid binding
Source: RefSeq, a predicted model, not a curated record